AUCUAUAUUAGAAGCAGAAGAAAUUACUUAUGAUAAUUGGAUUGAUGAAAGUGAAACAUCUAAUGAUAAUGAUAAUAGUUAUGAUGAAACCUCUGAAGAUGACAUGGCUAACCAACAGCAAACUAUACAUAAACAUCAACUUCAAAGCAAAGCCAAUCACCAAAA
This is a messenger RNA of Dentiscutata erythropus, 165 nucleotides long. NCBI's taxonomy places the organism in Eukaryota, Fungi, Glomeromycota, Glomeromycetes, Diversisporales, Gigasporaceae. The record is from the annotation of a GenBank genome assembly.